Messenger RNA from Meira miltonrushii, 2517 nucleotides. RefSeq lists its product as uncharacterized. NCBI's taxonomy places the organism in Eukaryota, Fungi, Basidiomycota, Exobasidiomycetes, Exobasidiales, Brachybasidiaceae. The transcript has a single exon. The record is from RefSeq and is a predicted model, not a curated record. Bases 1 to 2517 code for a protein of 838 amino acids.
AUGUCAGCCAGAGCCUAUCAAGAAUAUCCAAAAAGAGGCUCUUCCUCUUUCUCUUCUUCAUCAUCUUAUCCAAAAUGGACAUCUUCGUUUGAACAAACAGCAAACAAACGGCAUCCCAAUACAACAACAACAAAUGAUCACUUAUCAUAUUUAGUCGAACAACCUUAUUACCAAGGUCAAUAUUCAGAAAUGCCAAUCUCAAGAGCUGCCAAAAGGCUGGCUGCUUUGACACAAUUAGAGGGAAACACAACAAACGAAGAAAGAAAUGAUUGGUGGGAAAACGUUUUACCUCCUGGACAACUUGUCGAUCGAUUAAAGAGAACACAAUCGAAUCCAUCAACUUCACAUCUUGAAGAAGCAGAUGAUGGACCACGUCAUUCACGCAAAAGUAUCCUUCGCAGUUCAAAUGAUGGCAAAAAAGUAAAACAACACUCUUCGAACACUCUUCCACGAUCCGCUUCAAGUACAAUGGUUGACGAUCAUUCAUCUUCCAUGUACCUCUCGCCACCUUCUCAAGGCAUGCGUGCUGGCACUUGGUCUUCUCAAUCAUCAUCAUAUGGUUCAUAUCCCACACCAUCAACAAGAAGCAGCAUUAGUGUAGGAGAGAUGAGCAGCUCAAGUAGCAGCAACGACGAAAGCCCUUCAGAACGUAGAAGUCCAAUUCUGGGUGAAGACUGGUCUUCGAUGUUACACGGAUUCGGAGAUCGCAGCAGUGGUGCUACUUCUCCUACUUCAAUCACACGAUCGAAAACAAACCGAAGGCGGCGAUUCAUUGGAAGUGAUGAUGGCACUGGCCUUGGCGUAACAAUCAGGGGAGCAAAAGGUAGUGUGGUCGAUUUAGAUGAACGUUUACGACAAUGGAACAAUGGUGUUCCAUUCACCAAUGCAGAACGUCUCAGAUCAUCUUCAUCAGCGGCAAGCUUGCGUCCAUUCCCUUCAUCUAGGCAAUCAAGAUCUGGCUCAUUACUUUAUGAUACCCCAGAGCAUAGCUCUGCAGAAGAAGAUCAUCAUGGAUCAUACUACGGCAAUCAAAGAUUCCCACGUACAUCCAGUACACGCACAAGUGAUACCGUUCGUGAAAGUAUUCGAACAAAAGCAGCAUCUUUGGCUUCUGCACCAUCAUCACGGCGAUCAUCGAUAACUGCUGGUCAUCAUGGCAAUACACAAUCGUACAAUCCAUCACGACGAGUGAGCUUUAGUCAAGAGGUGGAAGUUGUUCAAUCAAAUGAUGUCAAAAAGGUACAAACCAUUGGACGUGCUCACGGUCGAAGUAUGUCAACUUUAAGCGAUAAACAUGGAAUGGGCUACAAACCUAUUGCAACACCGCAAGCCCGCACUCAUGCUUCCAACUUGCGUGCACAAGAAGCUGUACCGCCUACUCGUGGAAAACGAUCUACAUGUUACUCUGCGCCAACCAGCCCACGUAUGGCUGCUGCGCAAUUUGCCGCUGCUGAGGCUAAAGAACGAUCUUCCAGAAGAUUGAGCCGUGAAACGACGCCAACUUCAAGCGGUCGAUCAACGCCAAGGACACGAAGUCGAAGAAAUUCUAUAAAUGAAGAAGAAGAUGCAGAUGUUGCACGAUUGGCGGUUUUAUCGAAUUCUUUGGGUGUUGCACAUACACAAUUGUCAAGCGCAAGAAGUUUGGCCAUGGCAUUGACCCGUCAAUUGAGUGCUCCAUUACGACCAUUCUUUCAUUUGACAUUGCUUGUUAGCAUUUCAAGUGUCGCUUUCGUUGCUUUGGCUAGCUUCUUGUUCGCUGGAUACAUGUGCACAGUUUGGGAUGAUGUCAACAGUCGUGGGAAGAGCUUGCAGAAUAAUGUCACUUCAGCAAGAAAGACUCUCGAAUCAAGGGUACAAUGGACUCGUACCUUGUUGGGUAUCAGUUCGUCGGAAGAGAAGGCUGGUACAGAACAAACCAAUGUCAAUGAACCAGAACCUGUCAAACCUGCAGACAACAAAACACAAAGUGCUCUUGUGCGCUUCGUCUUUGCGUUACCCAUUGCUGUAGCGCAAAGUUUGAUCCCAUCAGUUGUGGGAAACAAGGAUUCCCAUUCAACACACACAACCAGCGCUCCUCCUGGUGCUAAACGACCUCAAAGUACUCGCCGCGCAGGCAGGACUGAUACGAAUGCUUUUAAUACCCUUCCUCCAAGACCACCAUUGUCAUCACUUCUUCCUUCGAUCGCAUUCACGAUCGUGAUUGCGUUCGGGGCCGGAUUGGCAAGCUUUUUUGCUAACCGUGCUGCAGCUCCUGCUUCUGCUGGAGAUACCCCACAUCCAAGCGUUUCUGCUUCAGGACGUAAUGCUGCUUCUGGAUCACAAGCCAGUAUUGCCGCUUCUUCAAGACGUCAUGGUCAUCAUCGAUUUGACAGUAGUUCUUCAAGUCGGAUGAGCGUGCCCGUUCAACCUUCUGCUCAUGCUCGCCAACGCAGUUCUCAUUCAAUUUCCGAAUCAACCAAUUCAUCUGGUCGUAAAUCACCUUAUUCUUGGCAAGAAGGUGUUUCUGCUUUUUCGUAA